Molecule: messenger RNA, 638 nt
Organism: Rana temporaria (common frog)
Lineage: Eukaryota; Metazoa; Chordata; Amphibia; Anura; Ranidae
Gene: PDRG1
Product: p53 and DNA damage regulated 1
Exons: 5
Coding region: 58-483 (141 amino acids)
Source: RefSeq, a predicted model, not a curated record
AAGAAAACGAAGACAGGUUUUAUGGAUAGCUGACCCUUGGAGGAAGAGACGUGUAUAAUGCGCGUCUUAGUGGCAGGGGGAAUGAUGGAGGUGUAUGAGGGGAUGGAUAGAGUGCUGGGCCACCUGCAGGAGGUGGAGAGGAAGGCUGAGGACGUGUUGGGGGACAGAAGACAGAUCAUAGACCUGGACAUCAAGAGAAACCAGAACAGAGAGGCUUUGAGGGCUCUGAGCAUCGAUAAAUCAGAGACGGUGACCGUUUGCUUUGGCAGUAUGUUCAUAGAUCUGCCGAAAAACAAAACCAAGGAAAUGAUUCAGCGAGAUCAGGAGCAGUUGGAUCAGGAAAUCGAUACAAUUCGCUCACAGCUGAAAGGAAAAGUAAACCAGCUUUAUGAAGCACAAGGAAAGCCUGAGCUGAAAGGAUUCAACCUGACUGCACUGGACCCAAACGAAAUGAAGGCAAUUAAGAAAGUGCUCGACGGAUAACAGAUGGAAUGCUAAUGGGAGAGACAGUUAACAUUUCUGUAAUACUAAGCUGUAUAUGGAUUGGAUAUAGUGUUUUAUACCAUUUUUGGCAAUGGUUUAUUUAUAUGUUCUAUAUUAAAAUAAGCAAUUAUUUUUCAUUGCUCACACUACAGUAA